AUGUACCUUUGCGGCGCCUCUCUUAAAGAUAUUCGAAAGGCCUUAGCUCUUAAGGCUCGUAUCGAUCCUGCUAUAGUCGUCCCCCUUCAAUACCACGAUUACCUUAACGCCUUCGAUCAAGACGAAGCAAAUAAACUCGUCCCUUAUAAAGACUGCGAUCACGCCAUCGAGCUGAAACCAAGCGCCAUCCUUCCUUAUAGUCCCCUCUAUAACAUAUCACAAGAUGAACUUCUAGUCCUCCGCAAAUUCUUUAAAGAAAACCUUGAUAAAGGAUUUAUUCGAGCAACCUUCAACACUCGAUACGGCCUUUUCGAAUCUUUCGUUAUGCUUUUCGGUUUGUCAAACGCUCUAGCUACUUUCCAAGCUCGAAUCAACGAUAUUCUACGACCUUUCUUUAACAUAUUUUAUUCCGCUUAUAUCGACGAUAUACUAGUUUACUCCGAUACUUUAAAAAAACAUCGUUUAUACGUCAAGGCCGUACUCCGAGCUGUCUAA
Molecule: messenger RNA, 495 nt
Organism: Drepanopeziza brunnea f. sp. 'multigermtubi' MB_m1
Lineage: Eukaryota; Fungi; Ascomycota; Leotiomycetes; Helotiales; Drepanopezizaceae
Source: RefSeq, a predicted model, not a curated record